ACAAUUACCAAAUAUCUCGCCGAAAAUUUUGUUCUUUCUACGUUCUCUUUGAUCCGAUUUCCAUUCUUAUCUCGACUCAAAUUUCAAGAAAGAUCGCAGAAACCCUAGCCCUAACCCUAGGACCUAACGUUAAUAAAUUCCAUUAACCCCACAACCUGUUGAGGUGUUAAUCGAAAUGAAUGCGAGACUUGGUGAGAUGUCAAAAUCUUCCCAAUCGCUAUUUUUUGGACCUAUUUAAUUCCCGCAUUUAAUGAACUGUGCAAAUUGCCCCUCUGAAAUUUAAAAAUUGCAACUAGGCUCUCUCUCCCUUCUCCCAUUGACUUUCUUCGUUCUCACGUUUCGGCAAUGAUGACAGCCCCUCUUUAAAGGAUUAGAGUAGAAUACCCACCUCCUCACAUUUGCCAGUUGCCCUUUUUUUUCUAUUUUUUAAUUUAUUAUUAUUUUUAUUUUAAAAUUUUGGUAGAAACUUCUCAAAGCCGUGGAAAUAAGAGUUAUUUAGUAGAUCCCAGGCCUCGGUUUGUGGCGAAUCUGGAUUUGCUAUUACUUAAUUUGAUCAGAGUGAGGGAAAUGGGUCUUUUGGGUUUGAGGAUCAGAGGAAGCUGAAACGGUGUUGUGUUAAAGAUUUGACCCAGCUGAUGCCGUAUUAUUACAAGCCAUGAAAUUUGAUUCUCAAUCACAAUAUCACCACAGUUAUCCUGCUCAUGAGCAUGACACCAACGUAAUUCUUCAUGAUAACAACCCCUUCAUUCUUGCGAAAGAUGACCAUUUCAUGAUUGAUACGUUAAAUUUACGUAAAGAGGCUCUAAAAGAAGGGAGGCAUGGUUUCACAUCACCUAUUGAGAGAAAGAGCUCCAGAGUUGCAGAAGAAUGGGAGCAAUAUCUGGACAUGGAGUAUUCGACCAAUAUAAACAAUACUGGUGAUGAAACGGUCUUAAAAGAAAAUUUCUAUACUGACAAAGCUGUUACUAAAGUUGAAGUCCUAGAGAGGAGAGUUUGUAUUGAAGAUGAUCAUCACAAUGUCAGAGAUAUAAAUAUGGACAAAGGGGUACAAUCCUCUGAUAAAAGUUUGGUACAAGAAGAAGUCAAAGAUAUAGAAGAAGCAUGCCCAGCGCAAUCUUCUACAUCAAACCUGAAUCUUGACAAUGGAUACAAUGAUUCAACAGGCAAAAUCGCAGGCUCUUCUGGUGCAUAUGAUUUGAAAUACACUGUAUUUGAGAGUUCAAUUUCUAUCCUUGAUCAGGAUCAAGUAGAUCCACCUUCCGUUCUUCAUAAAGAUUUAGUUGGUAAGGCCACUGAGAAUCCAGCAAAUGAAACUUCUUCUUUUCAUAAUGAUUCUGACGGGAAGCAGUCAAUCGAUAGUAAAGGCGACCUAGAUUCAACUGAAUCAAUUCUCGGUAAUAUACCAGCUGAGGUUACUGAAAGUGUAGCUGUUCCAGUUCCUGACGUUCAUAAUUAUUGUCAUGAGAAGGGCUCUUUGGUGAGUUCAAUUGACUGUGGAGGCAAGCUAGAUGCAUCUAAAUCAGCUGUGCAUAAUAUAUCCUCUGAUGUCGUUGAAGAUCAGGUACUUCAAAGUUCAGUUGUUCCAGUUCCCGAUGUUCAUAAUCAUCAUGAUGAGAAGUGUUCUCCUGUGAGUUCAAUUGACUGCAGAAACAAGCUAGAUGCAUAUAAAUCAGCUGUGCAUAAUAUAUCCUGUGAUGCCAUUGAAGAUCAGGUACUUCCUUCACAGGAGAUAACUACUGCUUCCUUGCAAGUGGAUUUACCUAGUCAGGCUCUCCAAAAUGAUCAGAAUCACUCUCUUGAUGUACCAACGUUACAGCAGGACCUAUUAAGAGACAGUAACUCAGCAUCUAGAGCUCUGUCAUUUCCUUCUGAAGUCUCUGCUCUGAGCAAUGAGUCUAAGGAAAUUCCUGCUAGCGGAGUCAUUACUUUCAAUUUUGACACAGAACCAGUAUCAACUAGUGGGAGGCAUGAGAAUGAAGAAACUGCAAAUAGUCAGCCAGCUGUGGCAGCUCAGAAUGGUUUUCAUACUGAAGAGGGAAUUCUUGAUGCUCCUUCAUCUUCAUCUAGAUAUUCAUUUCUUCAUCUUAUGGAAGGAGAGUCCAGUUUAUCUGGACCUUCUAUUUUGUCGGGUCCAAUAGCAAAUUCCGGGCAUAUUCCAUUUUCUGGAAACAUUUCUCUUCGAUCAGAUAGUAGCACCACUAGUGCAAGAUCUUUUGCGUUUCCCAUACUCCAAUCAGAGUGGAAUAGCAGUCCAGUUAAAAUGGCAAAAGCUGAACGGAGGAAGCACAGAGGUUGGAAAAUGGGGCUUCUGUGUUGUAGAUUCUGAGUUCAUUAUUUCUUUCUUUUAUCUCUAGCUUACUCCUUUAUACACCAUCAAAUUUAUAUAUAUCCCAGCGACAUAUUUGUCAGAAAAUUUUCUUCGUUGCUCAGGGCGACCAUCCUGUCUGUUAUGUUUAUUUAUAUACAGCAGGUUUGAUAGUGUUGUGUAUGGUUUGUAGCAUGUAAGUAGUUAGUGGAGGUGAUUUUUGUGGUGGUUUCAGUUUUAUGUUUCAUAAUGGGAGGGGGAAAGCUAAAAUGCAGUUAUUUACUGUAACUCCAGUCUGAAGACUUUCUUAGCUCUAUUAAUGAUGUUGCAUGACUGAUCAGUUGUUAAAAUGCAGUUGUUUAUUUGAUUGAUUGAUGAUGUGCAAACAAAUGUGGGAACGAGCUAUAAUCAAACGUUAUGACCUAGUUGGAAAAAAGAGUCUAAU
Molecule: messenger RNA, 2750 nt
Organism: Asparagus officinalis (garden asparagus)
Lineage: Eukaryota; Viridiplantae; Streptophyta; Magnoliopsida; Asparagales; Asparagaceae
Exons: 6
Coding region: 656-2326 (556 amino acids)
Biological process (GO): regulation of asymmetric cell division
Source: RefSeq, a predicted model, not a curated record